CACACACAGGGUCAGGGUCAGGGUCAGGGUCAGGUGGCCUACGUACCGCAGCAGGCGUGGAUCCAGAACGCCACAAUUCAGAACAACAUUCUGUUUGGGCAGCCGAUGCAGGGACUCAAAUACUCCGAGACUCUCCAUUCCUGUGCUCUGGAACCAGAUCUGGAGAUCCUGCCUGGGGGAGACCAAACUGAGAUCGGGGAAAAGGGGAUCAACCUGAGCGGAGGUCAGAAGCAGAGGGUGAGUCUGGCGAGAGCAGUCUACCAGGAGGCAGACGUCUACCUCCUGGACGACCCCCUCAGUGCCGUCGACUCCCACGUCGGGAAACACAUCUUUGAGAAGGUCAUCGGACCCGAGGGAAUGAUACGGAACAAGACUCGUAUCCUGGUGACCCACGGGAUCAACUACCUCCCGCAGUGUGACCAGAUCGUUGUCAUGAACGGAGGCCGGAUCUCGGAGAUCGGGUCUUACGGAGAGCUUAUCGACGCAGACGGAGCCUUCGCGGAGUUCAUCAGGGUGUACAGUGGGGUGGGAGAGGAGGACGGGGAGGAUGCCCCCAGUGUGUCAGAGUACACAGAGUAUUGCGAGGAGAAUCUGAACCUUGAGCAGAGCGAUUCUCACGGCGCCCUUGACCCCUCGGUCUUCUCUGACGACCCGGAGACCCGGUCUCGUCGCAGGGCCCACGGGCAGCACUUGGAGAAGAAACGCAUCUCCGAGUCCAGCACGAGGGACAAGAAGGAGAGGAAGAGACACGUUUCAAAGUCUGAACUCAAGCGACAGCUUUCCAGACAGAUGAGUUCGGAGGUUGGAGAGAAGAAGGCAUCAGCUGAACAUACCGACAAGUCGACUCUGAUCAAGCAGGAGAAAGUUGAAACUGGUUCAGUACACAUGUCCGUCCUGUUUGCCUAUGUUCGGGCGUGCACCUACCCCUUAAGUCUCCUGACAAUACUGUUCUACCUCCUGACCAACGGCGCGUCUCUUGCCAGCAACUUCUGGCUGGCCGACUGGAGCAACUCCAACACCCCAGAAAACCGCAACCAGACUGUUACGGCCUGCGAUAGUCUCAACUCACUUGCUCAACGGAGUGGGUGCUAUCUCGGUGUGUACGGAGCACUCGGUAUAAUCCAGUCUUUUCUCAUUCUGUUUGCUGCCUUCUCGCUGGCUCUGUCGGCCAUCUUUGCCUCUCGCACCCUCCAUAACUCCAUGCUCAAGAACAUCCUCCGUUCACCCAUGUCGUUCUUCGACACCACGCCACUCGGUCGAAUCCUCAAUCGGUUCUCCAAGGAUACCUACAUCAUAGACGAGGUCAUUCCUCGCUCCCUACGCUCCUUCAUCUUCACAUUCCUCAGCGUCAUGGCAACCCUGAUUGUCAUUGUGGUGACCACACCCCCUUUCCUGGUCAUCAUUGUACCCCUACUCAUAUUGUAUGCAAUUAUUCAGAGGUUCUAUGUGGCCACGUCGCGUCAACUGAAGCGACUGGAGUCGACGACGCGCUCUCCGAUAUACUCCCACUUCCAGGAGUCCGUCAUGGGAGUGUCUAGCAUUCGGGCCUACCGCGUGCAGCAACGCUUCGUCCUGCAGAGCGAGGAACAGGUGGACUACAACCAACUCGCCUACUAUCCCUCCAUUUGCUCCAACAGGUGGCUGGCCAUUCGUCUGGAGUUCAUGGGGAACCUGAUAAUCCUGUUUGCGGCCCUCUUUGUCGUCAUUCAGAGGAACUACCAGGAGGAGAUCAAGAUCAGAAUCAACGCUGGUCUUGUCGGACUCUCCAUCAGCUAUGCUCUUCAGGUAUCCCAUGUGUCCUUCUGU
Molecule: messenger RNA, 1806 nt
Organism: Geodia barretti
Lineage: Eukaryota; Metazoa; Porifera; Demospongiae; Tetractinellida; Geodiidae
Source: the annotation of a GenBank genome assembly